AUGGCGAAUCCAGCUCAUUUGAUGAGGCGACAGAGCUCCCGGGAUCUUUAUGCCCAGCGAUCGUUGGAUAGAAUGGAAAUGAAAGAAUUACGGGGGCGAUUGGUGACAAUGGAGAACGGUCAACCUUCUCACCGCACGCACGUCAUGUACGGCGCGACUAAUGAAGCAUUCGAGGACACCAGCCCUAACCGACGGUCUUCGGAGACUCCGACUAGUAAAGGAAGUUCCGGAGAAGAGACAGUGUUCAAACCUGAAGGUGGAGAAUGCGAGAGAGAAUCCUGGGACAGUAAGCUGACAUUUCUCUUAGCCACUGUCGGAUAUGCUGUCGGGUUGGGGAACGUAUGGCGAUUUCCGUAUUUGGCCCAGAAGAACGGAGGCGGAGCUUUCUUGAUACCUUAUUUUGUGAUGUUGGCUAUCGAAGGGAUACCUAUAUUCUACUUGGAGUUGGCUAUUGGGCAGCGCUUGAGGAAAGGUGCUAUUGGCGUGUGGCAUCAGGUCUCCCCUUACCUUGGUGGUAUUGGUAUCAGUUCGGCUGUGGUCUCCUUCAACGUAGCGCUGUACUAUAAUUCGAUAAUAGCUUGGUGCCUCUUUUACUUCGCUCAGAGCUUCCAAGCGGAACUUCCGUGGUCUGAAUGUCCGAAUAAAUACUUCGAUAAUGGAUCAUACAUCACUGAGCCGGAGUGUGCGGCAAGCAGUCCAACUCAAUACUUCUGGUACAGAACCACUCUACAGAUCUCAGAAGAUAUUAAUCACCCUGUAUCAUUUAACUACAAGAUCGCACUCGCUUUAGUAAUCGCCUGGAUCCUGGUCUAUUUAUGCAUGAUUAAAGGCAUAGCUUCAUCUGGUAAAGUCGUGUACAUAACGGCCACUUUCCCGUACAUCGUUCUAGUAAUCUUCUUCUUUAGAGGUAUAACAUUGAAGGGUAUGAGCGAUGGAUUGAUACAUCUGUUUACGCCGAAGUGGCACACGAUUUUAGACCCUGUUGUCUGGCUGGAAGCUGGUACUCAGAUCUUCUUUUCCCUUGGUUUAGCUUUCGGAGGUCUUAUAGCCUUCUCGUCUUACAAUCCGGUGGAUAAUAAUUGCUAUAGGGAUGCGAUUAUGGUGUCUAUGACUAAUUGUUUAACGUCCAUGUUCGCUGGUAUUGUUGUUUUUUCUAUUAUUGGGUUUAAGGCGACGAUGGUGUAUGAGAAAUGUUUGAGUCUGAGGAAUGAUACUCUUCUAGAGACUUUCGGGUCAUCUUAUCAGUCUAUGGUGUUCCCGGAAGAAGGGCAGCCGGUAACUAUAGAUAUGAACGGGAAUCUUACAACCAUAUUGAUGCCACACUUACCUGAAUGUGAUCUACAAAAAGAGUUGGAUAAUACGGCAUCAGGUACCGGUCUAGCUUUCAUAAUCUUCACGGAAGCUAUCAACCAGUUCCCCGGCGCUCAGUUCUGGUCUGUGCUGUUCUUUCUGAUGCUCUUUACUCUCGGAAUCGACUCCCAGUUUGGGACACUAGAGGGCGUGGUAACUUCUAUUGUGGAUAUGAAGCUCUUCCCCAACCUUCGCAAGGAGUACCUCACUGGUGGUCUAUGCCUUAUCUGCUGUCUGUUGUCUAUGGGCUUUGCGCAUGGAGCUGGGAGCUACAUCUUCUUGCUAUUUGAUAUGUACAGCGGCAACUUUCCUUUGCUAAUCAUCGCUUUCUUCGAGUGUGUUGGUAUCUCCUACGUGUAUGGCGUUAAAAGAUUUGCUGACGAUAUUGAGCUGAUGACGGGUCGUCGACCUGGUAUCUAUUGGUUGAUCUGCUGGAAGUAUCUAUCCCCACUGGCGAUGCUCUGCAUCUUGAUAUCAUCGUUCGCUGAGCUGGCUGUGGGUGGCGCAGGGUAUGAUGCCUGGAUAGCCUCGGAGGGUGACACCGAGAGGAAGUCCUGGCCCAUUUGGGCGGUGCUUCUGGUCCUCGUGUUGGUGUUGGCUUCUGUGCUGUGGAUACCUGUUUUAGCUAUAUGCAGAUACUUCGGCAUUCCGAUCAUAGAGGAUGAAGAACGGGCGUGGUUCCCGGCUGACGAUCUCCGCGACUUCCACGGCAUCGAACCCCGUCCCGUCUCAAACCUGGAGACGCUCCUCUUCUGCACACGACCUGAUGGUACAGAGGGCUGCUGCUGGCCCGGCUGCUGUGAAACUGAUGACGAAGAGUAA
Messenger RNA from Papilio polytes (common Mormon), 2172 nucleotides. RefSeq names its product sodium-dependent neutral amino acid transporter B(0)AT3. Gene Ontology annotation, cellular component: plasma membrane. The record is from RefSeq and is a predicted model, not a curated record. The transcript is spliced from 5 exons. Bases 1 to 2172 code for a protein of 723 amino acids. Gene Ontology annotation, biological process: sodium ion transmembrane transport. NCBI's taxonomy places the organism in Eukaryota, Metazoa, Arthropoda, Insecta, Lepidoptera, Papilionidae.